Messenger RNA from Trichoplax adhaerens, 1665 nucleotides. RefSeq lists its product as uncharacterized. The coding region runs from base 1 to 1665 and encodes 554 amino acids. The record is from RefSeq and is a predicted model, not a curated record. Lineage: Eukaryota; Metazoa; Placozoa; Uniplacotomia; Trichoplacea; Trichoplacidae. The transcript is spliced from 9 exons.
AUGAUAUACUAUAUUGAUAAACUUAGAAGGAAGAAUGAUAAGAUAAAUAAACCACUUGGACGAUUGCGUUUCUCAGUAAUUAAAUUAACCCUACGUAGCGGUCAUAAACGCUCUGAUAAAUCUCAAGAAAAAUCAAUGUACUACAAUCGUGGUGGAAAUCAUUUAAAGGAAUAUCGGUCAGCGUCACCCAGAAGCGACAAGUACUGCAGGGAUGAUGUGACUCCUGAUAGUCAAUACAAUCCAACUCAUAUUCGGGAUGACGUUAUCGAUCAUAGAAUGGCCCAGGAAUUACAAGAUCAGGAACUAGCCCGUAUGCUAUGGAAGCAGGAAAUUCAGUUAGCUAGGAGAAGACAUGAGCAUGAAUAUCGCAGAACACACAGCAAUAAUAGUAAUAAUAGUAAUAAGUAUAACCAUAAUGGCAAUGUUAAUCCUCAUGAUAAAAGAUCGCCUAGUUCUAGUAGUAGCCAAUAUAGUGAUAGCCCAAGCCAAUCAAAUGUUAUCGCACAGCCUGUAUCUGGUGGAUUUGCUGCCAACAGCAGUGGAAAUGAUGAUCACCGCCAGCAUCGCAAUCAUCGUCGUAACGGUAAUCAGCGAAUGUAUUAUGACAAUGGCAAUAAUGGGCAUGAUGGUGGUCAAUCCUAUUAUGAUAAUCACAGUAAUAAACAAUAUCGAUAUCGUAAGGAAUAUCCGGAAUUUCAAACUUCCGAUCGAUCUUCUAAUAGCGAUUUUCAAGGUUCCGAAGAUGGAGAUAUUCAUCAUGGCAUGAGUGAUAUAGAUUGGAAUCCAAUGAAGCAUAGACCUAGGAGACAAGCGCAGUCUGAUAGUUCUCAAUCUCAAGAUAAUAGCUUUGAAAGUAGUAAUCGUACUCACUUACCCAAGCAAUUUAGGAAUGAGUUUAUUCCACGGUCUCAAUUUAUAACAGAAGAAAAUAACCGAGAAUAUGACUUAUCAUCACGUUUUCGUAAUAGCGAUGGAGGUAAACGAUGGGAUAUGAAUCGCAAGGCAGCAUCUAAACUGCAUCGGCAGAAUCAUGAAUUUCCCUUAAAUUCAUCUCAUAAUAUGCCUGUUAGCAAUACCGUAAACGAUUUUCGUUCACCUAUUCCCCAUAAUAAUGAUCAUCAUGCUCAGCGUUCCAUUCAUUUACCUAACGGCAAAGCUACGAAGCAAGAAAAAGCACAAUCAAAUGGUGUAAAUGGUUAUAGUAGAGAUGAUCCAUCUACUCCAAAUGGAAGGAAUCAACCAUCUAAGGCCAUAAAUAAUAGCGAUGAAUUUGAACAUGAAUAUGAAAUUGUUGAACCGGAGGACAUUAACAGUAUUGUAACGCGCAAUAUUCAGGGACCCCAAAAAACAACAUCCAAUGUUUUAGCAGCAAUUGAUCCUACCGUGAAUAAGUAUGGCGUAGCCAUAUCAGAUCGUCCUAAUAAUUUAGAUUAUGAGAACAGCAAGAAGAAGCAAUUUGCUGUACGACAAAUUGUGAGUCGAGAAGAUGCGAUCGCCAUGUUGCAAGCCGGUUCACCUGUACUAUCUCAGCAACUUGUUGUAGCUAAGAGACGUGUAUCGCCAAGUAAGACUAAUAGCAGUCCACUGGGAGAUGACAGGCCUAAAUCGAAAGUUAAAGAGUUCUUUCAAAAUCUUAAUCAUAAGAAAGGGAAGACGAGUAAAUAA